CACAACUAAACAACAUACUGAUCUCAUAGAUGGCCACUUGUCAUAUAUUAUUGCUCUCUUUUGUUUUUCAUUUUCUUCUUCUCUUUUCACUUCAUUUGGAGACUGCAACUUCUGAAACAACUGUGGGAAGAGCCCUCCUGAAAUGGAAGAACACCCUUGAUGAAUUCAAUACUCAUACUGAUCCUCUUCAUUCUUGGUCCAUUGCUAAUCUUGACAACAUUUGUUGGAAUUGGACGGGCAUCACUUGCAACAAUGUUGGAGCUGUUUAUAAAAUUAAGCUGGACAAUUUCAGUCUCUCAGGUACACUUAAAAGUCUUGAUUUCCGUUCAUUUCCAAAUCUCACUCGUUUUAGCCUCCAUAAUAACAGCUUUACUGGAUCAGUUCCAUAUGCAAUUGCUAACCUCUCCCAACUAGUUUUCUUGGACCUCAGUAUGAAUCGUUUUGUAAACUUUAUACCACCAGAGAUUGGAAGACUAACAAAUCUCCGGUUCUUGGACCUCGGAGAAAACCGUCUUAGUGGUACUAUUCCCUCCCAAAUAAGCCAUCUUCAACACCUUACUUCCCUCUCCUUGUAUGACAAUUCUUUGACUGGCCAAAUUCCAGAAGCAAUAUUCACCAAUUUGAGCAACCUUCAAACUUUUUAUUGUGGGUUGAAUCUUUUCCAUGGGCCAUUCCCAACAAGUUUAGUCAAGCUAUCAAAGCUUCAACAACUUUACCUAGGUGACAACAAUUUCUAUGGGUCAAUUCCUCCUACAAUUGGAAAUCUAAGUUCACUAACCUACCUUGAUCUCAUGGACAACAUGCUGCAAGGAAAUAUUCCAGAAACACUAUGCAAUCUUCAUUCCCUUAACACGCUUUAUUUAUCUAACAAUAAGUUUAGUGGUCUGAAUCCUCAAUGCCUUGGAAAUAUUACCUCACUAAGACAACUUUCUCUAGAUUUCAAGGUGACGCAUGGGAAUAUUCCUAGAAUCAUCUGCAAUCUUCACUCCCUUGAAGUCCUUGAUUUAAAUUACAAUUUGUUAGGUGAUGUAAUUCCACAAUGUCUGGGAAAUAUAACUUCACUAAGACGUCUUUCACUCCAAUCCAACACUGGGCAAGGAGAUAUUCCAGAAACACUAUGCAACCUUCAUACCCUUGAGGAUCUAGCUUUGUCUAUCCAUAGUUUGGGAGGUCCGGUUCCACAAUGUCUGGGAAAUAUAACUUCACUAAGACAUCUUUCACUCCAAUCCAACACUGGGCAAGGCAAUUUUCCUGGAGCACUCUGCAAUCUUCCUUCCCUUGAUGAUCUAUAUUUGUCUUUCAAUAGUUUGGGAGGUCCGGUUCCACAAUGUCUGGGAAAUAUAACUUCACUAAGACAUCUUUCACUCCAAUCCAACACUGGGCAAGGCAAUUUUCCUGGAGCACUCUGCAAUCUUCCUUCCCUUGAUGAUCUAUAUUUGUCUUUCAAUAGUUUGGGAGGUUCAUUUCUACAAUGCUUGGGGAAUAUAACAUCAUUAACACUGCUUUCUCUCCGUUCCACGACCGGGCAAGGAAAUUUUCCAGGAACACUCUGCAAUCUUCCUUCCCUUGAUGAUCUAUAUUUGUCUUUCAAUAGUUUGGGAGGUUCAUUUCUACAAUGCUUGGGGAAUAUAACAUCAUUAACACUGCUUUCUCUCCGUUCCACGACCGGGCAAGGAAAUUUUCCAGGAACACUCUGCAAUCUUCCUUCCCUUGAGGAUCUGUAUUUGUCUUUCAAUAGUUUGGGAGGUUCAGUUCUACAAUGCUUGGGGAAUAUAACUUCAUUAAGAAGUCUUUCUCUCUACUCAAGCAUGCUGAAAGGAAGUAUUCCACGUUCACUAUGCAAUCUUCUUGCCCUUGAGGAUAUGGAUUUAUCUUAUAAUAAUUUGGAAGGUUUGAUCCCAUGGUGCCUUGGAAAUAUAUCCUCAUUAAGAUAUAUUGAUCUUAGCUCCAACAAGCUGGAAGGAAGUAUUCCAGGAUCACUAUGCAAUCUUCAUCCUUCUCUUGAAGUGCUCAUUUUAUCCAACAACAGUUUGCAUGGCCCAAUUCCUCAAUGCCUAGGAAAGUUGAAAUUUUUGACAACUUUAAUUGUGUUUAAAAACCAGCUUCGAGGAAAGUUAGCUCCAACUCCAGCUCCAACAGUUAUUAAUGACACAGAUCAAACAACAAAUACAAGUUUGAUUUAUGGAAUUGAGACAUGGUUGUGCAGUUUGAGUUCCUUGGAAUUUCUUGAUCUAUCAGACAACAAUUUACAUGGUCCACUACCUCGGUGUUUAGUGAACUUCAGCGAGGACCUUACUGUUAUUAAUUUAGCAAGAAAUCAUUUUCAGGGGUUUAUUCCAGGAGUUUGCAUAAAAGGAAACAUCUUGGAGUAUUUCAAUUUAAAUGACAAUCAAUUGGGAGGGUCAUUGCCUCGAGGCUUGAGAAAUUGCAACAAUCUUAAAUUUUUAGAUCUUGGAAACAACAAGCUUCGUGAUUCAUUCCCUCAUUGGUUAGAUACUCUUCUUAAUUUGCGUGUUCUUGUAUUGAGAUCUAAUCAUUUUUAUGGUGAAAUAUGCACUUCAAAGACUACACUUCCAUUCCCAAAGCUGCAUAUAUUUGAUAUCUCACACAAUGAGUUCAAUGGUCCUUUGCCAAGAUAUUAUAUGGAGAACUUUGAAGCGAUGCAGAUUGCAAAUGACGAUGAAAGGCUGUCAUCUUAUGAAGCUUCAAUAAGCCUAGUGUGGAAAGGGGUGGAGCUUCAAGUGGUGCAUUAUGAUAUUUGCACAAUCCUUGAUUUAUCCAACAACAGCUUCCAAGGUGAAGUUCCAGGAUAUUUAGGAAAUCUUCGUUUCAUUCGGUUUCUCAAUCUGUCGCAUAACCACCUCACUGGCAGUAUUCCAUCAUCACUGGGAAAUUUGACCAUUCUUGAGGUAUUAGAUCUAUCAUGGAACCAAUUGGAGGGUAAGAUUCCUGAACAGCUUUCAACAUCAUUGACAUUUCUUGCUGUACUGAACCUUUCUUUUAAUAAUCUUUCUGGUCCAAUACCGCACGGCACACAAUUUGACACAUUUAGCAACGAUUCCUAUUUGGGAAACGCUGCUCUAUGUGGAUUACCGCUAUCAAUAAAGUGCCAGGAAAAGGGUGAAGGGCAAGCACCGGAUGAGAAGGAUUCACAACAUUUUGGGAUUGGAUUUGGAUGGCGAAGUGUUGUUGUUGGAUACUGUUGUGGCAUACCAUUUGGUUUUGCCAUGGGAUAUUUCAUAUUUAAGUAUGGAAAACCUCGAUGGCUUAUAAGGUUAGUGCUUGGGAACUGAGAGUGGACUGGAGAUGCAACAAUUAAGAAGGAGCAGGCACAUGAGGAAUUUCAGCAACCUUGGAGCAAUGUAUAGUAUCUUUUAUUAUAUGGUUGUGGUUUUAAUUGUCUUUUUUCUACCCAUUUUUUUCUGUUGUGUGAUUUUAGUGUUUGGUUUGUAAAUCUUAUAAAUAUAGAGUAUCGCUUGUGAAUAUUGUUAUCUUGUACUAAUAAAUUAGAAAAGUCAUGAAUUUAUGCAUUAAUGCAUGCUAGGCUUGCUAGCAAUUGCUUUGAAAAACAGAGCUAUCAAGUUUCAGAGAAGCAGA
Ipomoea nil (Japanese morning glory) is the source of this 3597-nucleotide messenger RNA. RefSeq names its product LRR receptor-like serine/threonine-protein kinase GSO1. NCBI's taxonomy places the organism in Eukaryota, Viridiplantae, Streptophyta, Magnoliopsida, Solanales, Convolvulaceae. Gene Ontology annotation, molecular function: protein binding. Bases 30 to 3293 code for a protein of 1087 amino acids. The transcript has 2 exons. The record is from RefSeq and is a predicted model, not a curated record.